Phalacrocorax carbo (great cormorant) is the source of this 3480-nucleotide messenger RNA. The record is from RefSeq and is a predicted model, not a curated record. Lineage: Eukaryota; Metazoa; Chordata; Aves; Suliformes; Phalacrocoracidae.
GGCUGUGAGCCUGCGUGGGUCCGGGCGCGGGACGCAGUGCGCCUGCGCGGGGGACGGCGGCGGUGGGUUGUGGGAUACUGCGGCCCGGGCAGGCUGCAGUGGAGCGGGCGGCGGCGCAAUGGCUUCAAGCAGCGGCACCGACGUGAUCCAGGUCACCAACGUCUCGCCCAGCGCCAGCUCCGAGCAGAUGCGGACGCUCUUCGGCUUCCUCGGAAAGAUCGAGGAGCUGCGCCUCUUCCCCCCCGAUGAUUCUCCUUUGCCUGUUUCGUCGCGUGUCUGUUUUGUAAAGUUCCAUGAUCCUGACUCGGCAGUUGUGGCCCAGCAUCUGACAAACACUGUAUUCGUUGACAGAGCGUUGAUAGUCGUACCAUAUGCAGAAGGAGUUAUUCCUGAUGAGACUAAGGCUUUGUCUCUCUUGGCACCAGCUAAUGCUGUGGCAGGUCUGCUGCCUGGAGGUGGACUCCUGCCUACCCCCAACCCACUUUCUCAGAUUGGUGCUGUUCCUUUAGCUGCUUUAGGAGCUCCUGCUCUUGAUCCUGCCCUAGCUGCUCUUGGGCUUCCUGGAGCAAACUUAAACUCUCAGUCUCUUGCAGCAGAUCAGCUACUAAAACUUAUGAGCACAGUGGAUCCAAAGUUGAACCAUGUAGCUGCAGGUCUUGUUUCACCAAGUCUGAAAUCAGAUACCUCCAGUAAAGAAAUAGAAGAAGCUAUGAAAAGAGUACGAGAAGCACAGUCAUUAAUUUCUGCUGCUAUAGAGCCAGACAAAAAAGAUGAAAAACGAAGGCAUUCAAGGUCAAGGUCACGCUCAAGGAGGAGGAGGACACCUUCUUCAUCUAGACACAGACGGUCAAGAAGCAGAUCAAGGAGAAGGUCCCAUUCAAAAUCAAGGAGCAGGAGGCGAUCUAAAAGUCCAAGGCGAAGAAGAUCUCAUUCCAGAGAGAGAAGCAGAAGGUCUAGGAGCACAUCCAAAACCAGGGAUAAAAAGAAGGAAGAAAAAGAAAAGAAACGUUCUAAAACUCCCCCCAAAAGCUACAGCACAACUAGACGAUCAAGAAGCACAAGCAGAGAAAGACGACGUAGAAGAAGCAGGAGUGGAACACGGUCACCUAAAAAACCCAGGUCUCCUAAAAGGAAAAUGUCCCGGUCCCCAUCUCCAAGAAGACAUAAAAAGGAAAAAAAGAAGGAUAAAGACAAGGAGAGAAGUAGAGAUGAGAGGGAGCGGUCAACAAGCAAGAAAAAAAAAAGCAAAGACAAAGAGAAGGAUCGAGACCGAAAAUCCGAGAGUGAUAAAGAUGUGAAACAGGUCACAAGGGAUUAUGACGAAGAAGAACAAGGCUAUGACAGCGAGAAGGAGAAAAAGGAAGAAAAGAAAAUGGCAGAUGCUUCCUCCCCUAAAGGAAAGGAGUCUGCUGCUGAUAAAGGAAGUGGAGAUUCAGCCAGGGAAUCCAAAGUAAAUGGGGAUGAUCAUCAUGAAGAGGACAUGGAUAUGAGUGACUGAAUUUUGCCUUUGCAGUGAACGCAGCUGCAGACGUGCAUCAGUGUCAUUCCUGUGUGAUUCUUUUAUGCUGUACUUGUUAAUCCUAAAUCUAGAUGUAUACAGCUCUAAGCUAUACAUGGUUCGUAGAUCUCCUGAUACUAACUCACAUCAAAAGCUUUGUAGAAAGGUAACCAUUCUUGUUACGGCCGAAAGGGAUUGCGUAGCCAAGCAAUUUUUACUAACUUGGUGAUGCUUCAAGCAAAAGUAAAAAGCUGCAUGCAUCUACAGCAGGCAUGGACUGUUUGUUGUAUGAUCUCUUUUAGUAAAUCAGCUCACUUAUGAUAGUGUUUCUAGAAUUUGAUUCAUUGCAGUAAUAGAGCAGUAUAGGGAAUGCACUGACUGCAUGUUGACUGUGGCAGAAACAUCCUAUAUGUUCUGAAGUCCUACAACAUAUGGUGGAUCUACUUAAGGGUCUUAAGUGUGACUACACAAAAAAAAUUGACAGUACAUCUGAAAAUAGGCAUUCUGAUAUAGAUAGGUUUUGGGGGGUUUGUUUUGUUUUUUUAAGCCAUGUUGCUGGGGUUGAUUUGUUCUUGUUUUGUUUUUCCCGGUGGUUUUUGUUCAGCUUUGACGAAGUUAAAAUGCACUAACUUUUUUGAGGGCUUUUUUAAUCUGUCAGUUCAAAUCCAUCUCAGGUGAGUUGUGAUCGUUCUUAACUUUUCUUCUUGAGCCUUGGGAAGUUAAAAUCUCUGCUUGAUCAGUGCCCAGUGAUUAAAGGUUGAUUUGUGCAGUUUUCAUAAUCCAGGUCGUUUUAUUUGAUAAUGAGCUCAACACAUUGCAAAAAGGUAGUGCAUUUUAAAAUUGACCUUCAUAUGCUUUUAAAAGCAAGUCUACUUGAUAAUGUACUUUUUACUUGAUCUCAAGUUGUAUAAACUAAUAAAUUUGUGUUUACUGUCACUGCAGUAGUAAUCUUAUGCACACAGUGAUUCCAUGUUAUAUGCAACGUAGUUAGGCAAGCUCUUUCUUUAGUUACAGAAGUUCCAGAGCUUUUACUUUUGUGCAGGUAAAAAGACAAAAGUAGGCUACAGUCUGUGCCAUGUUGAUGUACAGUUUCUGAAAUUGUUUUACAAAACUUUGAUAAUAAAACCCUUAAAACUUAUACUCACGUUCCUAUAAAACUCUGCUGGUAUUUAUUUACACCACUGAAUGUAGGAGACUUUGUCAUUCAUUUAGAGUAUACAUUUUCCUUCAUCUGUCUAUUUUAAAAAGACCGUAACAACUCCAUCUCUUCAAGAACUGUAAGCGCAGUGAUGGAGCUGAUAAGCCUGCCAUUUUAGCUGUAGUGAAGUAUGUUACACUAAAGAAAGAAUUAUUUUACUUUUGGGGGGAAUGAAGGGAAUGGGUUUAAAUAGGAAUCUAGAGGUAUUAUGGGACAAGUACUUCUAAAAAGAAAUACAUAUUUGUAAAAAAUUUUUUGUAUUUUUGUUGAAAUAGGAACAUUCACCUCUUCAGGAUGGUAAUGGAAGACUAGCAGCAACAGGAAGUAGUGAGCGCUUUGUGCAUAGGAAGUAGGCUGUUAAUGUCAACUAAAAAUUUACUGGUUUAAAUUCGUAAGUUUUGGAAUGAAACUGUAAGCGGUGCUUGAACUUCUUGAAUCUGAUGCGUCAAACCACCUUCUUUUUAAACUGUCCUUUUGCCCAGGCAAAGUGGAACUUGCCAUUUAGAUAUGCAGUGUCAUUUUUAGAAUUUGUAGAAAUGUAAAUUUUUACCAACUGUUUUGAAUAUUUUGUCAAUACAGAGAGGUAUAUGUCAUACAACCAGUUCUAGGCUUUUAUUUCUAGCAAGAGAGAGUGAUAGUUCUUGUAAUAAAAUAAAAAUGGACACGGACAAGGUGCACGAUGUCUUCAUAGAUGUGCCUUUUUUGUUGUCAUCAAGAUAUUUAUAUGUGAAGUACAAAAACAUAAACUGAUUUAUAGUAAUAAAGUAAACCUCUUCGAUCCUUA